GCUCCCGCCGCUCCCGGCGCUGCGAGCGCGGGCCUGGGGACUCGGGAUCCCGCCGCCGGGGCCGCAGCAUGGGGCGCUUCCGCGGGGGCCUGCGGUGCGUCAAGUACCUGCUGCUCGGCUUCAACCUGCUCUUCUGGCUGGCAGGGUCAGCCGUCAUUGCUUUUGGACUAUGGUUUCGGUUCGGAGGCACCAUGAAGGAUUUCUCUUCAGAGGACAAGUCCCCAGAGUAUUUCUACAUAGGGCUCUAUGUGCUGGUUGGAGCAGGGGCCCUGAUGAUGGCCGUGGGCUUCUUCGGGUGCUGCGGAGCCACGCGGGAAUCGCAGUGUGUGCUCGGAUCUUUUUUCACUUGCCUACUGGUGAUAUUUGCUGCUGAAGUAACCACUGGAGUAUUUGCUUUUAUAGGCAAGGAUGUAGCUAUACGACACGUUCAGACCAUGUAUGAAGAGGCCUAUAAUGAUUACCUUAAAGACAGGGAAAAGGGAAAUGGGACUCUCAUUACCUUCCACUCAGCAUUUCAGUGCUGUGGAAAAGAGAGCCCUGAGCAGGUCCAGCCCACAUGCCCAAGGGAGCUUCCAGGGCACAAGAAUUGCAUUAAUGAAAUUGAGACCCUAAUCAGUGUUAAGCUCCGGCUCAUCGGAAUUGUUGGUGUUGGAAUUGCAGGUUUCACGAUCCUUGGCAUGAUCUUUAGCAUGGUCCUUUGCUGUGCAAUACGAAACUCACAAGAUGUGAUAUGAAGCUACUUCUACAUGAAAAUUACAAUCUAGAGCUUUCAUACAGAUGUCACAGGAGCUGUCUCCUGGCUCAUUUUUAAUAUUCAAAGGACAAUAGGAUCUAAAAUAAUUUGCUGUCAAUUGUACAUUUGCACAUGUAUGUAUGUUUGGCUCAUUACUGGUUUACCCCUUGAGUGAAUGCCUGUGUAUGUUGACUAAGAGCAUAUUCAUGUGUGAUCUGCCUGUUUCUGGUAUGUGCAUUAUUCAUAAUGAAAUCUGUUUGCUGGGAAUUCCUGAUUCUUGUAAUGUGAGAGGAACAACCUAUUUAACUCAGAAAAAGAUCAAAAAGCUUUGAUAAACUUUAAAAAUUUGGCUAUUCAAAAAAGUGAUAACGGGUCAUUUUCUCAGACUCUAGCCAUGGAAAGUUAGAUGCAGAGAAUUCGGGGAUUUCUAGUUAACAGAAGCAAUAAGCUACAGGAAUUGAGAGAUCAUGGUGCAGUGUUAAAAUUGAUUGCGUCUGAGCUGGGUGAAAAGGUUUCCUGGGAUUUUUUUAUAUACAUACUCUCCCCAGAAUACAGUAAACCGCAGUUUUAGAACUAAACACAUCUGUAAAACUAAAUAUAGCAGGGAAAAUCUAAUUUGAAUGUCAUACUUUCCUAGUAUUUAAAAACAAGAAACUUCCCUCUGGAAAGAGUGGUCACACAGACAAUCAUGUGCCCUACAAAAGAGAAUGUUUAUAGGAUUAAAAAAUAAAAGUCUUUUAAUAAGUUUUUAAGGAAAUAUUUUUGUUCUUAUAUAAAGACAUUUAAAUAUUGCUUUAUUACUUUCCUUUUCUGACUCUCCUCUGAACUACUGCGACUCUCACAUCCACAAAAGGGCUUUUAACUCAAACUUUUGUGUUUCUACAAAUGUAAGGAUAAAAAGACUAAAGCAAGAGAUCUGGCAGUUGCAAAUUGUGGGAAAGAGAAUUUUUACUGGCACUGUAUCUUUGAAAUACCUCAUAACUUGAGUUUACAUAUUUUCCUAAUAUUUUGUAUUUUUCUUAUUUAUUCACCUAGAAAAUUCUUCUUCAUAGAUUAAGAACUACAGUUUUCACCACUUAAAAUAAAUAAAACAAAAUCCUUCGUAAUUCAAAUAUUAUAUCAUGAACAUCCUUGACCAAACCAAAAUAAACAAAGAAAAGAAUCUUCUCCUACUCGUGUACACAGAACAAAGACAAGCUAAGGAAACAAAAAUACUUAUACACACACAACAGAAAUAUGUUCUUUCUGUGAAGUCCCCUAUAAAAAUAAAAUUUUCAUGUU
Molecule: messenger RNA, 2014 nt
Organism: Ceratotherium simum simum (southern white rhinoceros)
Lineage: Eukaryota; Metazoa; Chordata; Mammalia; Perissodactyla; Rhinocerotidae
Gene: TSPAN2
Product: tetraspanin 2
Cellular component (GO): plasma membrane
Source: RefSeq, a predicted model, not a curated record